Messenger RNA from Coccomyxa subellipsoidea C-169, 3543 nucleotides. RefSeq lists its product as hypothetical. Lineage: Eukaryota; Viridiplantae; Chlorophyta; Trebouxiophyceae; Coccomyxaceae. The record is from RefSeq and is a predicted model, not a curated record. The coding region runs from base 1 to 3543 and encodes 1180 amino acids. The transcript has 14 exons.
AUGCCUCGGAGGAGGGGGUUGCUGCACCUCCAUCGCGGAGAGGGGGCAGGAAAAGGGCUGCCAGAGCUCCUGCUCUGGCCACUGUGGAGGAGGAAGAACAGGAGCAGAGCGCACCCGACCCACCAGCAGACACUGCUCCCAGAGCAACACGCACUCGGAGAGGGAAGGCCGCUUUACCAGCAAUUGAAGGAUGCUGAGGAAGCCGAAGCCCAGACAGCGGAGGAGCCUGCACCGACAGAGGUCAAUGCGCCAGCGCGCAAGAGGGGCCGCACUGCAAAGAAGGCAGCGGCUGCAGCUGAGGAGGAUGCGCCAGCCACUGUGCAAAAUGCAGAAAAUGCUGUGGCAGAUGAGGCAGCUGAAGAGCCUGUGGCUGACACUGGCAAAGCCACUCGGGGAGGCGGUAGGAAGCGAGCAAAGGCAGCAGAAGCGGAUGCAGGCGAGGAGGCUGGGGCUGCCUCACCUGCACAAGAGGCAUCACCGGAUGCAGGGACCAACCAGGGGGAGCCCGAAGAGGCAACGGUGACUCCCCACUCGCUGCCCAAGAGGCAGACACGACGCGCAGCCAAGGCAGACAAGCCAGCCGACGCGCAGCAGCCGGUGCAAGCUGGCCGGCGCACCCGACAGACCUCCAAGCCUGCCCAGCCAGCAGAGCCAGCACACACAGACACACCUGCAGAGGAGGCCGCAGCUGACGAGGCUGAGCUGGAGGAGCAGGCACCCCAGCCGGCAUCACCAGCAGUGGAAGAGGCGGCUGCGCCGAAGGCAGCCCCACCGAAGAAGAAGGGCCGGCCGGCGGCCGUGAAGCGCGCCGCAGCGCCGCCCGCCGCCGCGGAGGCAGCCGAGCCGGAAUCGGCGCCGGCAGAUGAGGCGGAGGAAGGCGCGACCCCGGCGUCUGCCGUGGGCGGCCGGCAGCCGCGCAAGGCAUCGGCCAGGGGCGUCUCCGGGGCUUCCGUGAUGACAGUCGAGGACACGCCCGUGCAAGCUCGUGCAGACAAGGCACCGGCAGCGGACGCCCUCGUGGCAGAGACGCCGGAUGCAGCUGCCGUCCAGCACACUCCAGCCACCCAAGCCGGUAAUAUGGGGGUGGCGACAGAGGAGGAGCAGGCAAAGCCGCAGCCGGUGCCUGGGACAACGCGGCGCACAAGGGCACAGGUCGCCACGGAGGCACCUGUGCCGACCACGGCGCGGCGGACGCGCGGCCCAGCGAAAACCGCGCCGGCUGUGAAGGCCGCCGAGAGGGCGGCUGAGGUAGACUCCGACGCGGACGACAACGUCCAGAUCGUGCUGAGCGAUGCGGAGGACGCCGCCGAGCAGUCAGAGCCCGAGGCGCCCGCGGCAGCGGCCAAGUCCCCAAGCCCGCCAAAGUCUUCAGCCAAGGAACUGCCACCUUGCAGCAGCCGCAAGUCGCGGCAAGCGGCGACUCCGCCGCAGCCGGAAGAACUCGCUGACGCGCCGUCGCCCGCCCCGGCCGCGCAAGCUGGGCUGUCUGCGCCCAACCCCAGUGCUGCAGCCACGGUUGCUGGGGAAGGACCAGGGGCGCCGGUACAGGAACAAGACGCGGCUGCAGUGCAGGCAGCUGCAAAAGAGGACACGGCAAAGCCGGCACGGCGCUCGACAAGAGCUUCCAUGCGCGACACGGCGGCGCAGCUGCUGGCGCCGGCCGGCCGGCUCAGCGACAAGGACAGCGCCUCGGCGGCGGCCGAGCAGGAAGCUGCCACAGAAGCUGCCGCGCAGGGGCCAGCUGACCAGGACGACGAGGACGAUGUGUUUGAGGAGGCGCGCGAUGAGGUGUUUGAGACGCCGUCCAGCCACGGCGCGUUCAGCAUGCCGGGGUCGGGCCCGGCGACGUCGUUUGCGACCGCGCGGCAGCAGGCCACCGCCUACAAGACCGGCCUGGAGCGCAUUCCCAACAGUGCAGUGAGCAGCGGCAAGCCUGCCUUCACCAGGCCGGGCCUGCAGGGGCCGCUGGCUCGAGCAGCUGCGGCCACGGCUGCCGCGGCAGCUGCGCAGAAGGCGCAGCAGCAGCAGACCGGGCGUGAGGGCUCCAGCAGAGGCGCACAACGAGUGGCCGUCCCUGCUGCCACCACAGAGGCUCCAUCGCAGCCGACCAGCGGAGCAGUGGGAAAGCUGAGGGAGGCGUUCGAGGCCAAGUCAGGCGCUGCAGCCAGGUCGCAGCCUGCUGCCGCAGCCGAGGACGACGCCGCGCUGCAGCCGCCACCGGCCGGCGCGGCCGAUACCGGCGGCGCUCCAGAGCCACCGACGAGCACUUCUGCUGCUGCUGCUGCUGUAGAGGACCAGGCUCAAGAGGAGGCUGCGGCCGCUGCCACCGACAGUCAGGAGGCGGCCGGCGCGGCAGAGGAGCCGGGUAGUGGUGACAAGCAGAAGGCCAAGGGCGGCCUUGGUGCAAAUCUGGUGUCCACCGUCCGAUCCUUCCUGCCCUAUUUGUCCAAGCCCACCGACGCCCCCGCGCCCCCCGCUGCCGGCAAAAAGACCGUCAAGGUGAAGGCAUUGGAGGCGGCGGAUGCAGCGCGCAGGAAAGAGGCCCAGCGUGCGGCAGAGCGUGCGCAGCAGCGGCAGCAGAUCGAGGCGCAGAAGGCCGAGCGGCUGAAACGAGCGCACGAAGCCAAGGCGGCACAGGCAGAAAAAGAAGAGGAGGCGCGCCGACUGGCCCAGGAGGCUCUGAAGAAGAAGGAAGAGGAGGCAGCUGCCAGAAGGCACGCCAAGGAGGAUGCUGAGAGGAAGGAGCGGGAGGAGCGCAUCAAGAGGCAGGAGGAAGUGCGGCUCAAACGCAAGCAAGCCGAGUUGGAGAAGGCGGCGGCGGAAGAGAAGGCAGCCAAGGCUGCGCAUGAGGAGGAAGAGCGAAAGCGAAAGGCCGCCAAGCACCAGCAGCAGGAGGCCGAGGUGAAGAAGGCGCGCAUGCAUGCGCCCCUGCAGGCCCCACCGCGGCCGGCCGCGUCGACCGCCCCGGGUGCGAGCACGGCCCCGGUGCAGCGCCCAGUCGCCGUGCCAGCAGCGGCUGCGCGUGCGCCCGUCGCGGCGGAGGCGACAGCCGCCAAGUUGGCGACCCGGCCGGCCAUGGUGGCGCAAGCCGCCGCCGUGCCGGCUGCCGGUGUGGCCGCCACGUACGUGCCGCAGGCGGCGGCGACCGGGAAGGGCUCCGGAUCCGGCGCGUCUGCGGCGACGGAAAAUGCGACUCGGCCGUCCGGCAGCGGCUCGGAGCAGUUUGAGUCCUACACAAUGUCUCCGUACAGGAGCGACUCGGACGGGAGCGACAGCGAGGAUGAUGAGCGCAAGAAGAAGCCGAUUCCCAAGUGGGCACGGGGUCAGGCUCUGGCGCAGGCGCUCGCCUCCCAGAACGCUGUUGACCCGGACGAAAUCUUCAAGCUGCACCAGAAGACCUGCCCACUCAAUGAGGUCUUCUCACACCCCACAGGGCCGCCCAAGAAGGACCUGAGCAGACGCACCAGCAGCGGCAACUGGAUCGAGGACAGGGUGACCUGGAAGGAGGAGCUGAAUUACAAGAAGGCCAUGGGCUACCUGUAG